CGACCGUCGGCCGGGUUUCGCAAGUUUUCCCACACCCUCGCCAGUAGAUUUUAUUAUUGCUUCAGCUCUUUGCGGUACCGAUCCGCGAACGAACAGCCCGCAGAACAUAUUCUGCAAUCGAACGAAUCGGGCGUGUGUGUGUUUUUUGUGUUUGCCCUCAGCGACUCAUUUUGUAAGCUUCUCUCUCUCUCUAUUUGCUUGUAUCAUACGCCCAGUGCAGGAAUUGUGAGGCUAUCGUCGGAUUAUAACCAAAUAGCAGACAUACCGCCGCGAUAGUCAACAUUUUCUUUUGAAAAGAUUCAUUUAAGCGUUUCGGAAUCGCGGCCUCCACGGGUUUUGUUCUGCUGUUAGUGUGUCACACUGUGUAUUGUUAUAAAAAAAGAAGAACGUAUUUUACGUUUCUGUGCGAUCUUGUGCCUUGGGAUCAGGAAAAAUAAUCGAGCUCAAUAAGUGAAAAAUGUGUUUAUAAUAAAGAAAAAGCAGGCCAUAAAUCAACCGCAUUCAAGUAAACAAACCAAGUGUUUACCGUUUUCCGUUGCCAAACUCGUGAAAAAACAAUAGUAUUUAGCGAAGAUUAAUGCGUUUCCCGAAAAGUUUGACACGCUGGAAUAACCUGGAAGCUGAUUGGUUGUCAGUAUGGUGGAUAAGCCAAAGUCGGAGCUCGUCGGGGAAGAGAUAGUCAACCAAUCGCCUGCCCUCAGCAAAGGAACCGACAGUAACAGUCCACCGCAUGUGGUCUACCUGACGGAAACGUUCUACAUCAGCUCCAAAAAGAAUACGGUUUUCGAAGUUCGGCUUACGGAGAAAGGGCUCAGCCUAAAGAAGCAGAGUAAUGGGUCAACCAAGGAGCAAACGAUCCCCCUGAAAGACAUCAUCGGUUGUCGGUGUUUGCGGAGCAGACGAAAAACAAAGGGUGGAUCGGCUUGUGCGUGUACCUCAAUCUCGGGAACGGUUCAGCUCAAAGUAGUCGAUGAGAAUUCCGGCGAGCAAGAUGAAUCGGAUGUUAGUGCGUAUCUGUACAUUUAUGCUUACAUACUCAAGCGAAAUCGACGGGGUGGAUUUCGGGAACGCACCACCAUUACGCUUAGGUUUCGAUCCUUCGACAAGUACGAGGAUAACAACAAGGAGGCACAGAAGUGGCGAGCUGCGAUCAAGUAUCUGAUCGCGGGUGAAACCUCCAUCAAAUCAAUCUUCCAGCCGAAGGAUGCACGCAAAAUGCUGGUGAUUCUUAAUCCGAAAUCCGGAUCCGGUAAGGCGAGAGAAAUGUUCCAGCAACGGGUGGUGCCGGUUUUCGGUGAAGCAGAAAUUAUAUACGAUCUGCACAUCACGAAAAAGUCCGACUGGGCCCGAGAGUUCGUCCGGAAUCGGGAUAUUUAUCUGUGGCGUGGAAUUGUAGUGGUCGGCGGAGAUGGAAUUUUCUACGAAGUCCUGAAUGGCUUGUUCGAGCGAGAGGACUGGCAGACGGCUAUCGAGGAGGUAUCGAUCGGAAUCAUUCCCUGCGGAUCGGGGAACGGACUGGCGAAAACGAUUUCCCAUUUGUACGAUGAACCGUUCGAGACAAAACCGAUCCUGGCAUCAGCUUUAACAGUAGUCAAAGGCAAACAUUCCAUGUUAGAUGUAGUUAGAGUGGAAACACGUUCUCAGAUAAUGUUCUCGUUCCUGUCGGUUGGCUGGGGAUUGAUUUCGGAUAUCGACAUUGAGAGCGAGCGACUGAGGGCCAUCGGAGGUCAACGGUUCACACUAUGGUCCGUCCAUCGGCUGAUCAGCCUACGCACGUAUCAGGGCAAGGUCUCCUACAUUCCGGCGCUAGUUAGUCUUACCAAUAGGUCUAAUUCGCUGCCCCGGGAGGGAACCGGCGGCGGUGGUGGUGGUGGUGGUGUUGGAUUACUGAAGCAUAGUGUGAGUUACAACACAACUCUAGACUGCAGUGAUUGUCAAGCCGGGACGAACGGCGACAGCCAUAAUAACUGUGAUUCGUGUGACACAAACUUUAGCGAUGUGCUGUCACUGGAGACCGGAAGUAACAUGGACUCGUUCCGGCCACGUAUCGACAGCUGGUAUUCGGCACAUUCCAGGAAAAGCACCUAUUUUUCCACCGUGGACAGUAUUUACGAAAGUGAUCAAGCUUCCAAUGAGGGAACACAGACUGACGGGAACAUGGCACAAAUGUACGGGCCUCCAUCGCGUAUUCCUGCAUUGACGGCUCCCGUGUCGGACAACUGGAAAACCAUAACCGGCGAGUUUGUCAUGGCCCAUGCCGCUUAUCAGAGUCAUUUAAGCACGGACUGUUUUUUCGCACCCCGCUCCAAACUGAAUGACGGUGUAAUUUGGUUACUAAUUAUCCGGGCCGGUGUAAGUCGAUCUCAACUGCUAUCGUUUAUGCUAGGGCUGGGCAGCGGAACUCACCUGCCAACACAGGAGAACGAAUAUAUCCAGAUGGUUCCGGUGACGGCCUUCCGGAUUGAGCCGAGCAGUGGGACGGUCGGGCAUAUGACCGUAGACGGUGAAAAUGUGCAGUACGGUCCGAUCCAGGCGGAAAUUUUUCCAGGCUUAGCCAAAGUUAUGGUACCCAAAUAACGAUGCAGAUAGGAAAUGAUUUCAACGAGGCGCACAUUUUGUGGCAAUUAUUUUUAGGAUAAUAUAGAGCGUUUACAAUACAUGUAAAAAUUAAUGAAGCGGGGUUUGUUAUCUCAUUCAAGUUGUAUAAUACGUGUACAUCAAUCGAAAUGUUGUAUUAAAUUGUUUAAACUGUAAUUUUGAAUGUUCGUUUGAUACGAUUUUUGUUUCGCAUUAUUAAAUAAAUAUUAUUAACCGGUUAUUUAAAUUUGCAUUCAUUGAAUUCAAUACUGGUUCAUAGUAUUGCCAGUAACACAAUGUUAAAAUUCAAAUGCUCUAAAUUAGCUUGCAUUAAUAGAAGAUUGCAACACUAGAUCCACUAUCAACGUGGAUUAUUUAUACAAAUGGUUUUGUGAUUGCUCAAGAUGCAUUCAAGUGCAUUUUAGAUUUCUUCGAGAAGCAGUAAAAAGGAAUUAAUCUAUGUUGAAAAUAUAUGAACAAGUAGACUUGGCAAAUCAGAGUAUGUAAUUUAUUUCGAUCUAAAUAAAUCCUCUCACUUGAGUGAACCAGCAUCGAUAAAAAAGUGUCAUGACCGGAAGCCUCCAAGAGUAGUAUAAUAAUCAUUUACAUAUGAAUAGCAACGAUUGAAAGCAAUUAACACUAACACUAUCCGUAAUUAUGUUCAGGAGAUUCACAGUCUUCAAAUAUAUCACCUAAUCUGGAGCAAUUAAGAUAAAACAAAAAUCAUCAUUUUUAGACCAUAACAUUUACCUUUAAUACUGAUCACUACUUCCCAAAGAAGUAUACAGUCAAACGUUGAAAUUUGUGCUAAAUUCCUACUAAACUAACACAAAUAAACUAGAGUUAGACGGACAAGCCAAGCAUUGGUACUUUUAUAAUCUAUGUAUACACAAAUUAACCUAAAUCAAAUUUUCCCCGAAACAAAGGUUGUAGUUUUUAGCCAAAUUCAUCUAGAAAAUAACGUAAAUUUACGUUUCUUCCCUACACUUUACACAACUCACUUGCUUGAGCCUUCAUGCCCUUCGUUCUUAUAUCUCUUAUAGUUACUCUGUCCAAAUCAUUCUGUUAUCUAGUCUGUAAUCUAGCACCAGGAUAGAAACUAGGAAACGUUAUCAUAGUUUAGCAACUAUGUUCGGAGAACUCCACUAGACGAGUACGGGAUAAAACCAGACAUGUUUUUAUUGCAUAAGUUUAAGUUUGACAAACGAUUGAAUCCGAACGUAGGUUUCGUUGCAAUACUGGCUUAGAUAAUGCAAAUUUUUAAUGGAUAAUUACAAUUCGUUGUUCAUAUACAUUCAAGUUGUGAAAAGCGCAAUAAAUCAUAACAUAAAAAGGGGCUUUAUUAAUAAAAGGUGCAUUAAAGAAGAGAAAUUAAAACACAUUUCCGCAGUAAA
Molecule: messenger RNA, 3971 nt
Organism: Malaya genurostris
Lineage: Eukaryota; Metazoa; Arthropoda; Insecta; Diptera; Culicidae
Product: sphingosine kinase 2-like
Exons: 4
Coding region: 637-2577 (646 amino acids)
Biological process (GO): sphingosine biosynthetic process
Cellular component (GO): membrane; cytoplasm; intracellular membrane-bounded organelle
Source: RefSeq, a predicted model, not a curated record